AUUGUCUUUGUGUUUUAAGAACCUUUUUGUUUGGCCCUCGUGCCUGUUUAUUUUGUGUUUUCUAUUUAAUAAAAGUAUUGUGUUUGAACUGCAGUCUGUCUCUGGGCCUCAUCCCUUGCGCCAUCCUGUCACGUGGGGUGUGUGAGAAGUGGGAUAUAGCACCUCCAGGAUGUUCAGAGCAGUAUUGCAGGUUUUUUUUUCUUUCUGAAUAGCAAAUUUUUUUGUGAGCUUUUUUUUUUUUUUGGAAAAAAAAGGAUGGGAGGAAAAAGGAGGAAGAGCUGCAAGAGGCAGCAGCAACAGCUGCAACUGGGGGACAUCAGCCUGAUCUACGUAGUAGAUGAGUGGUGCCCGGGUUGUGGGGAGUUUGGGCACACAGUGGCCAUCUGCCCCACCCAAACAGAGGAGGAACAGCCUGUGUGCUCAGCGGUCAGCCCUUUGACACUGCCAAAGUGAAGAUGCAAACAUUCCCAACCAUGUACAAAGGCUUUGUGAAUUGUUUUAUAAGCACAUACAAGCAGGUCGGUUUCCGAGGACUCUACCACGGUACUACCCCGGCUCUCAUGGCUAACAUUGCAGAGAAUUCUGUUCUCUUCAUGUGUUACGGCUUUUGUCAGCAGGUAGUUAGGAAUCUGUCAGGAAUAGACAGCAAGACAAAACUCAGCGAUGUGGAAAAUGCUCUAGCUGGCUCGUUUGCCUCAGUAUUCUCCUCUCUGGUCCUGUGCCCAACGGAGCUGGUGAAAUGUCGACUCCAGGCCAUGCAUGAAAUGGAGGUGUCGGGCAAGAUAGCAAAAGGGCAAAACACGGUGUGGUCAGUGGUUAAAGGAGUCCUGCGCUCCAACGGUCCUCUGGGGAUGUACCAGGGUCUCACCAGUACUCUGGUCAGGGAAGUACCCGGAUACUUUUUCUUUUUUGGGGGCUAUGAAUUCAGCCGCAGUGUAUUCACUUCAGGAGGCAAAUCCAAGGAUGACUUGGGUGUCCUUCCUGUGGUAUUCAGUGGUGGGUUUGGAGGGGCUUGUCUCUGGCUCUCUGUGUAUCCGAUCGACUGUGUCAAAUCCAGAAUCCAGGUCCUCUCCAUGGCAGGGAAGCAGGCCGGCUUCCUCAAAACCUUCACCAGUAUCGUUAAAUACGAAGGAAUACCAGCCCUGUACUCCGGCCUGACUCCAACAAUGAUCCGCACCUUCCCAGCCAAUGGUGCACUGUUCCUGACCUAUGAGCUCAGCAGGAAGAUGAUGAUGAAGCAGUUUGACACUUGAGCUAUGUGCCGUCUACCUCGCCUUCUGUUUGGAGAAAGACUGAUUGCUUUAAAGACUUUUUUUAUAUGGGGUUCAUACAAGCCGUCUACUAUUAUUAUUAUUAUUUAUUUCUUAGCAGACGCCCUUAUCCAGGGCGACUUACAAUCGCAAGCAAAUACAAAUACAUUCAAGUGUUUACAAUAUAAGUCAUACUAGGUGGUGAUACACAGCACUAGGGUCCGUCAGACAUGUUUUUAUCAUUUAAUUGUACAUUAAAGGCCACCUCUUUAACUCAGUCCGGAAGUGCUCGCUUUGAUUCAGAAAUAGAGCUAGUCAAGGCUAUGGACCUUGAUGUUUCUACCCCAGUGUCGAAACAUAAUCUAAAUCAACAUUUAUUGCAUGCCACUCGGAGGAAUAAUAUUGAAAUUAAAGGGUGCUAAUACUUACAGUAUUAGUAAACUAAUACUGUAAGUAAACUAGAUGUGAAACCUAAUGAACUAGAAUUACUUCUCCAAAAGGGACAUCACAUUUUACUGUCCAUGCAGUACAUUAGUACAAUGUUGUAGUAUUGACUUAUCUGUUGUUGAUCUGUUUAAUGGACAGCUCGCACAAAUGUUUUUCAUAUUCUGCCAAGAACUCCUUUUCUCUUCUUUAAAAGCCUUUAAUACUUGAAACGGUACUUUAUGUUAAGUAUAAUUUCUAUAAAAUUCAGAAACCAUUUUUUUUUUGUGGUUUCUGAAAGUGUUUUUUUCUAAAUGACUUUUAAAAAUGUAUUUAUUGGUUUAGUUGCUAGUACUGGUCUAACAUGCAUCUACAGUAUGAUUAACAGUUCCAAUAAUGUGUAACUUGCGGUGUUGUAACAUCAAGCAUAUUGCAGCAUUAAUAGCAAUGUUUCUCAGCAGUGAGUAACGAGAAGAGAGGAAAUAUUUUAGUGUAUUUUUUAAGUUAAUGCAGAAGACUUCUUGAUCCUUGUUUUAAUAAGAAAAAAACACUUUUUAAUAAUGUUUUCUUAAUUUGUCUCUUCCCACCAAAACUGUUUCUUAUUAAAGACUAAACACCAUUGCCAAAAAAAGGAAAUAUAAUUUCAAACUGCAUUAUCUUUCAAAGCUAAAACUGCAAUAUGAAAAAAAAAUAGCAUGAAAUAUAACACUAGACUCUCUCCGAGUCAAGACCUAUACUGUAUACAGUAGUAACUUGGUUAGAAGGGUUGUAAAAAGACAAUCUGGAGGAACGUGUGAGGGGAUGGAGAUUUACUUUACUAAAAUAAUGACAGUGAUCUGCUGGAGAGAAAGUGAGGAACAGGAUGGAGCAGAAAAUGCAGUUACAUUUCUCCAAUGUUGGCAAAAGUUACAGGGACUAAAUUAUUUAAACGUGACACCUGAGUUGUUUGGAAUCUCUUUAGAAAGCAUUUUAUUUUAGGGGGAUAUCGAAGAUCACAUGGGCGCUACAGUAAGAGAAGUGAUGGAGGUGGUGGGGAGCAUAACAAUCUCAGGAGGGCAAGAUUCCUGCUCCUUGUAAAUUAUAUAUUGUUCAUGUCUGUCCGGUCAGGAAUUACAACGUUAAACUCUUUGUUACCAGUAUUGCUGCUUCUAUUGAUGUGACUAUGAUGUUGACAGAAAACCAGAUGCUCAUCAAUAGAAAGGGUAAAAAAACAUUUUGUUUUGAACAAUGUUUCCAUAUUCUUCGACCAUGGUGUGUUUACUGCCUUUAUAGAUGAGCUUCAGUACAUGUCCACCUACUUGCAACCUGUUAACACUGGUCUUAAGUAUACAUCUCAUAGUGUGUUGAAUACUCAUGUUCUUAAGUUAAAAUACAGUUAACUAUUAAAAAGUCUGUUUUGGCGAGUUUGA
Molecule: messenger RNA, 3082 nt
Organism: Acipenser ruthenus (sterlet)
Lineage: Eukaryota; Metazoa; Chordata; Actinopteri; Acipenseriformes; Acipenseridae
Product: mitochondrial ornithine transporter 1-like
Exons: 6
Coding region: 456-1253 (265 amino acids)
Biological process (GO): mitochondrial L-ornithine transmembrane transport
Molecular function (GO): L-ornithine transmembrane transporter activity
Source: RefSeq, a predicted model, not a curated record